This is a messenger RNA of Triplophysa rosa, 2760 nucleotides long. Its product is annotated as myelin-associated glycoprotein. Bases 78 to 1841 code for a protein of 587 amino acids. NCBI's taxonomy places the organism in Eukaryota, Metazoa, Chordata, Actinopteri, Cypriniformes, Nemacheilidae. The record is from RefSeq and is a predicted model, not a curated record. The transcript is spliced from 11 exons.
CCACGUCUCCUGCAUAUCAACUUAAGCAGUGUUUAAGGGCACGCAUUAGGUAGGCCUACUCCAUUUUAAAGAAAAAGAUGGUGGUUUUCCAGAGUUGUUUAUUUGCAUUUAUUCUCUACCUCAGAGCAUAUUCUGCAAGUGAUAAUGAAUGGAAUGCCAACAUACCAAAGUCAGUAGUGGGUCUGUCUGGCUCAUGUGUGGUGAUCCCCUGUACGUACAACUAUCCAUCACAUGGAAAGACAUACACAGGAUUUACAGGAAUCUGGUACAAAGGUGACUCUGAUAUAAUCUACCAUGAAGACACUUCCAAAAUCAACAGCAAAUUCAAGGAUCGCACCAGCCUUGAUUACUUGCAACAGAAAAACUGCACUUUGAAAAUUAGCUCUUUACAACAUGACGACCCUGGACAAUACAUGUUCCGGAUUGAGAUUAAAGAUCUGAACAUGUUCUCAUACCAAGAAAACAAAGUUUCUAUAACUGUAAAAGAUUCACCCGAGCUACCCAUCAUCUCUGUGGAUGAGGAAGUGACAUCACAGAAAGAAGUGACCGCUAUCUGUGUUGUGUCACAUUCCUGUCCAUCGGAGCCGCCGCGUCUCACCUGGAGCCACAAAGGCACAACCACAAGUUACUCACAACCACUAGAGGAUGGCCAAUGGAAGUUAACAUCAUCUCUGACUUUCACACCAUCCAGAGAAGACCAUAAUAAACCUCUCAGCUGCUCCGCAGAGUUCACUCCAGCAAAGACAGCGUCCAACAACAAAAAGCUCAAAGUGAAAUAUCCUCCAUUUAAUGUGCAUGUACAGAGUACACCGGUGAAGGAGAAUGAGUCUAUUCAACUGAACUGCUCCAGUGACAGUAAUCCUCCUCCUGACAGCUUCCAGUGGUUCAGCUUAAAUGGAUCUCCGUUGGCAAAUGGACGCACCUAUAGACUUAAUCAUGUGACCCGUUAUACUGAAGCCAUUUCCUGCACCGCCACUAACACAGAGGGAAAAACCAGUUCUGGUCCUCAGAGGAUUAAUGUGUUGUAUCCUCCAUAUAACGUGCAUGUCCAGAGUAAAUCACAAGUGAAGGAGAAUGAAUCUGUUGACCUGACCUGCUCCAGUGACAGUAAUCCUCCUCCUGACAGCUUCCAGUGGUUCGGCUCAACUGGAUCUCUGCUGGAAAAUAGAUCCACAUAUAGAUUGAAUCAUGUGACCCGUUAUACUGAAGCCAUUUCCUGCACCGCCACUAACACAGAGGGAAAAACCAGUUCCGGUCCUCAGAGGAUUAAAGUGUUGUAUCCUCCUGAGAUUAAAAACGGGUCUUCCUGUGAAUCAGAGACUUUUAUCGUCUGUGUGUGUAUUGUGGACUCAAACCCUCCCAGUGAAGUCAAGUGGCUCGGUCCCUCGAGUGCUUUCCCCAGCUCCAGUGUUGAACAAAAUGGGUCUCUUACCAUAUUCACCCUACAGGGAUGGCUGGGUUUCCCAGACACCGUCCAUUGCUCUGCCAGUAACAGUGAAGGAAACUCUGUCAUGACUUUGUCAGUGCCGCAUCAUGGUUUAAUAAUAUAUCUUGUUGUUGCUACCGUUGCUGUUGUAGUUAUUUUAGUGGUCAUUUCAGCGUGUGCAGCCAAGAGACGCUGUGGACGAAGACCUGCACAAAGUGUACUGGAUGUGAAGAAUGACCACAAUGAACUGAAGACUACCCCAAAGUCAGACAUAUCCAGUCAAGAACGACAAAAGAAUGACAUAUACAUAAAGCAUGAAGUAAUAGACCAACCUGUUUAUAAAAAUUUUGAGUGUGAUGAUGGAUACCCGUCAUGUGAGCAAGAUGAAGAUGAAGCGGUCUACGCUAACAGCUAAAAAAAUACAAGCAUUAUGUCCUUUAUAAAGAUCAUGCAUCCAAAUGACUGUUUUGAUGGCAUUAUGUUUUCAUUGCAGUGGUCUAUGGACAAAUCUAGCAGAAAAAAUAAUAAUUAUAAUGCUUGAUAAGUAAUAUUGCAAUAUAUUCAUAUUUUAUUUUAUAGGUUACCUUGUGUGUAUAAAAAACAAAUAGCUAAGCAAUAUAUAAUGCAAUGUAAAUCUUUGACAAUGCAAUCUCUGUGCAAUUUAUUUCUACGCAUAAAUGCCACUUUGCACGUGUAUGUUUUUGAGCUGAGUUUAACAGAUUUGUUGACAUGCACACAUGGUAUCAAGUUCCUUAAUUUUAUAUUCACAUUUUAAUACUGAGAAUCAGUGACAGCUUACAGUUCUAUUUUGAGAGAAAAGUUCCAUUUCCUCUUCUUGUAGCUGUUUUCAUUUAACAGCACAUGCAAUGCACAUCAACUAUCAAGAUCCUAUUGAGAUGUCCUUGUUAUAAUGUGCUAUUAUCUUCUUUCCCUAUUCUGUUUUGAUUGAGAUCCGAUACACACUUACUUUCAUUUCUCCAGAAGUGAAAGUUAAAAGAAUAAUCUAUGAACAGACAUUCACUUUGGUGAGGAUAUACUUUCUAUUAGGUUUCUAUUAGAUUAAAGGAACAAUACGGGGUUUUUAGGAGGAUCUAUUGACAGAAAUGCAAUGUAAUAUACAAAACUACUUCUUCAGAGGUGUAUAAAGACCUUACGUAAUGAACCUUUAUGUUUCUAAUACCUUAGAAUAGGAUGUUUAUAUCUUUAUUUCAUGUAAUAAAUAAGACAUCACUCUUUCUAGUCUUUCUAAUGCCUGCAUGAUCUCUUCCCUGCGUCAACAUGAGAACGACAUCUUUUUGUACUGCGGUGGCCACCAUCGUGUUUGGACUGAGCGA